AUGGCGAGCUCGGCGCUGAGACGAUCUCUUCCACGACGCCUGCUCACUUCCGACCCAUCAUCCGCCGCAGCCUCCUUGUUCCGCCGCUCCUUCCUGUCCGGAGAGGGCGCGGGCGAGAGUGCGGACGACUUUGAGAAACGUCUGUUUGAGUCAGAUGACAAGUCAUUCUUCGGGAAGCUCGAUGGGAUUGGGAGCUCCUUUGGUAGACACGGCACGGGCUCUGGAAUGGGACACGGCACGGGCUCUGGAAUGGGUGCUUUUGGUCGGCCCGAGUUUGGUCAGGGGAGUAGCAAUGGUGGGUUCAUGGACGGUUUCGAUUCCUUAAACGAUGGCAUGAACGAGAAGUUGGACGACGCGGCCCGCACCUUUCAUAUGACGGAGGAGGUUGAUGAUGAUGACUACGAUUUCAGGCCGGAUGUGAAUUACAGGCGUGGCUCGACUUACAAUGUCCGGGAUCUUGACCUUACAAGACCUGCAGCCCCAAGGAAUCCUCCAAGACCUCAGUUUGAAACAUCUACAAAGGAAGUUUUAAGGAAAGCUGAUUUUAGGAAUGUUAGAUUCCUCUCCAACUUUCUUACAGAAGCUGGCAUUAUCAUCAAGAGGAGUCAGACCAAGAUAAGCGCGAAAGCUCAGCGCAAGGUUGCGAGGGAGAUUAAGACAGCGCGUGCACUGGGACUGAUGCCUUUCACGACGAUGGGCAAGAGGCCUUUCAUGUUUGGCAGAAGCGCGGAGGAGGAUGCUUCAGAGGAGGAGUAUGGGUACGACUUCGUCGAGAAGGAUGCUGGGCCUGAAGAUGCCGUUGCCGAAUCCGUACCCGAUGUGGAGACUGUGUAA
Molecule: messenger RNA, 834 nt
Organism: Triticum turgidum subsp. durum (durum wheat)
Lineage: Eukaryota; Viridiplantae; Streptophyta; Magnoliopsida; Poales; Poaceae
Source: the annotation of a GenBank genome assembly